Messenger RNA from Pseudoliparis swirei, 802 nucleotides. It is a transcript of the gene crabp1a, whose product is annotated as cellular retinoic acid binding protein 1a. Gene Ontology annotation, molecular function: fatty acid binding. Gene Ontology annotation, biological process: fatty acid transport. Lineage: Eukaryota; Metazoa; Chordata; Actinopteri; Perciformes; Liparidae. The transcript is spliced from 4 exons. The coding region runs from base 134 to 547 and encodes 137 amino acids. Gene Ontology annotation, cellular component: cytosol; nucleus. The record is from RefSeq and is a predicted model, not a curated record.
GGGAGAGAGGGAGAGAGAGGGAGAGAGCAGAGGAGACAGGAGCACAGGGAAGGAGGAGGAGGGCGAGACGAGAGAGUCAACGAGGGAAGAGGACAGAAGGAAGCAUCGCAGGUUCCUCUCGGCACCAGCAGACAUGCCUAACUUUGCCGGCACCUGGAAGAUGAAGAAGAGCGAGAAUUUUGAUGAACUUCUCAAAGCCUUGGGAGUGAACACCAUGCUGAGGAAGGUGGCCGUGGCGGCGGCCUCCAACCCCCACGUGGAGAUCCGGCAGGACGGGGACAAGUUCUACAUCAAAACCUCCACCACUGUGCGCACCACCGAGAUCAACUUCAACAUCGGCGAAGAAUACGACGAGGAGACCGUGGACGGGCGAAAGUGCAAGAGCCUCACCACCUGGGUCUCGGAGAACAAGAUGUCCUGCAGUCAGACUCUGGUGGACGGCGACGGCCCCAAAACCCACUGGACCCGAGAGCUCCACGGCGACGAGCUCAUCCUGACUUUCGGGGCGGACGACGUGGUGUGCACACGGAUCUACGCCCGGCAGUGAAGCCCCUACAACCCUCAUCGGGACCGAAGCUCCACAGCUGGACCGCGACCCCGGAAGAACUCUGUCACGCUGACGCACCUGCAAAGUAUUUCCCGUGAAGUCUCUCGCCGCCAGCCUCCGCCGACCAGAGCAGCGUCUGUGUAAUCUGGUUAUUCGUAGUGAGUGUUGUGUCAGUAGCUCGAUAUCUCAGCGUCAUCAGUUGCAUUGAUUAAGUAUUCACGACAGGAAGACAAUAAAAACAUGGAACACACAGAA